CCAGAACCAGGACUGAGAGGAGCAGACUGUCAGACCCUGCUGCAGUAACAUGAGAGGUUUCUAAAGGGAGUCUGGAGCUCAGAGCCUUUUAAACAUGGCUUCAGUUUUAAUACUCUUUACUUUAAAGUUCCAUUCCUGUAGUUGAGUGUGACCUUGUUACUGAUACUAAAUGUGUCUCCUUCUGAAGACAAUAACUCGUUAUAGCAAGUAGAAGGUUAAUGUUAAUAACCAACAAACGCUUCAAUAAUAACAGUGUGUGUGUUGUGUGUCUGCAGGAUUGUGAUUUUGACCCGUUAAAGUACAACGGCGUCAUUGAAUGUGAGAAGCCCAACAACGACCUGAACAGAUUCCGAGGCUACAUACUCCAUCGUAGCGGCAGCAGAGACGUUCUUUACAAAGACAACCUGCUGCUGAGAGGCUGCACCGUCCGCAACACGGAGGAGGCCGUGGGGAUCGUCAUUUACGCAGGUCACGAGACCAAAGCCAUGCUGAACAACAACGGGCCGCGCUACAAGCGCAGCAAGCUGGAGCGUCAGAUGAACGUGGACGUGUUCUGGUGCGUCAUCAUCCUGCUGGUCAUGUGUCUGUUCACUGCCGUCGGUCACGGGUUGUGGAUGUUUCAGUAUGGAGAGAAGAGGCCUGUGUUUGAUGUCCUCGGUCCGGAGGGGACGGACUUAUCUCCCGUCAUGUCGGCCGUUUAUCUCUUCCUCACCAUGAUCAUCGUCUUUCAGGUGAGGAGCCGGAGAGAAGCAGCAAAUCACAGCUGUAUUUACUUCACAGCUUUAUCCUCACAUUUAACCUGGAAGAGCAGAGAAGAAGUCCUCUUCAUCAGAACACUGAACACGACACCUGAAAGCUCUGUUUUUAUUUACAUGUCAGUGACAAUGUCAGUGUGUCACAGCAGCUGAUCUCAGGUUACCUCAGCUCUACAUGAGGAGUGAGUGCAGAGAGACAGACAGACAGACAUGUAGGCAGACAGACAUGCAGGCAGACAGA
Molecule: messenger RNA, 996 nt
Organism: Anarrhichthys ocellatus (wolf-eel)
Lineage: Eukaryota; Metazoa; Chordata; Actinopteri; Perciformes; Anarhichadidae
Product: probable phospholipid-transporting ATPase VA
Exons: 4
Coding region: 219-908 (229 amino acids)
Biological process (GO): phospholipid translocation
Cellular component (GO): plasma membrane
Molecular function (GO): ATPase-coupled intramembrane lipid carrier activity
Source: RefSeq, a predicted model, not a curated record